Liolophura sinensis is the source of this 2422-nucleotide messenger RNA. RefSeq lists its product as uncharacterized. Gene Ontology annotation, molecular function: flavin adenine dinucleotide binding; oxidoreductase activity, acting on CH-OH group of donors. The record is from RefSeq and is a predicted model, not a curated record. The coding region runs from base 69 to 1814 and encodes 581 amino acids. Lineage: Eukaryota; Metazoa; Mollusca; Polyplacophora; Chitonida; Chitonidae. The transcript has 12 exons.
GGUACUUGUAGGCCUUUAUCCGCUAAACUGCAAUAUACAGGAGAGUCUUUCACGGCCGAGCAGACAAAAUGUCCACAAGAAUACGGCAUCAUUUGGACAAAGAGUAUGACUAUAUUGUGGUUGGUGCCGGAUCUUCCGGCUGUGUGGUUGCAAACCGCCUGUCUGCGGAUCCUUCCGCCACGGUUCUCCUUCUGGAAGCCGGCGGUGAUGACCUCAACUAUCCAGAUAUAGCCGCCCCAUCGAGAACUCCAUAUCUGCAGAAGACCGAAUUUGACUGGGACUACAAGACCGUGCCACAGACUUGCUCGAGUCUGGGUCUAGUGAAUAGGCAAAGUACUUGGCCUCGCGGUAAGGUGCUAGGGGGCUCUAGCUGCUUAAACUACAUGGUAUACAUGAGAGGAAGCCCAGAGGACUAUAACUAUUGGGCAGACCUGGGGUGUAACGGCUGGAGUUACCCGGAAGUGCUGCCCUACUUCAUGAGGUCGGAAAAUAACCUGAAUGAUAACAUGGUCAGAAAUGGUUGUCAUGCUCGAGGAGGACCUAUGACGAUCACAGAUAACCAGUCCUCUUCGUUGUCUGAAGCUUUUGUCGCUGCAGGGGUAGAGUUAGGCUACCGAGCCACGGACUGCAAUAGCGGAGACUGUCUUGGGUUUAUGAGGAGUCAAGCUAAUGUAGGCAACGGAGUGCGCAUGAGCUCGGCAGAAGCCUUUCUUAGGCCCAUCAUGCAUCAGGAAAAUUUACACAUAGCAACUUUUGCGCACGUAACCAAGAUACAAGUAGAAGGAGGUCGAGCAACAGCCGUCCAGUUCCUGCGGGACGGCAGAUUUCAGACAGUUAAAGCCAGGAAGGAAAUUGUCCUUUGUGCGGGAUCAAUUGGAUCAGCACAGAUUUUGUUGCUCUCUGGGAUAGGACCUAAACGUCACCUAGAAAAUCUAGAGGUGCCCAUUGUGGCAGAUCUUCCCGUUGGCGACUUUCUGCAGGAUCACUUGGAGGUUUGGGGCGUACAAUUUACCAUUAACCAGCCAAUUUCCAUGACAGAGAGGAGACUGAAUGCAGAAGAUGUAGUAAAACAAUACCAACAGCAUCGAACAGGUCUGCGAGCUUUCGCCACGGGUAUAGAGGGCACUUCGCUGAUUCGAUCCCGUCUCCAGGAACCGACCAAUCCUAUGCCGGAUAUAGAGAUCUCAUUCAUGUCCGGCCUUUUCGGAGCAGGAAGGGAUCCACCAAUCAGAUAUGGUCGUGGAAUCAGACGUGAUGUGUGGGAGGCGAUGUUUGGUGGGAUGACAGACACGCAUGGAUUUACAUUCAUUCCCAUCCUCUCUCAUCCCAAAAGCAGUGGCACAUUGCGUCUUCGCAGCCGCAACCCCAUGGAAUUUCCCAUCUUGGACCCACGUUAUUUGUCCCAUCCAGAUGACGUCAGCACAUUGGUUGAAGCAAUUAAAAUCUCUCUUCGCCUUGGGCAAACCAAGUCUCUGAAAAAGUAUGGAAGCCAGUUUGUCGAGCGUUGGUUGCCGGAUUAUGCGGGCGGGGAACCGUUUACGGACGACUAUUGGGAAUUCCAUGUGAGAUCGUUGGCCAAUACAGUCUACCAUCAUUCCGGGACAUGUAAAAUGGGAACAAUGAGUGACCCGACGGCUGUCGUUGACCCUCAGCUCAGGGUUAAAGGCAUCACAGGUCUUCGCGUCGCGGAUGCUUCCAUUAUGCCAGAAAUAACAGCGGCCAACACCAACGCCACCUGCGUUAUGAUUGGCGAAAAAGCUGCUGAUCUGGUGAAAAACGUUCGUCUUCCUCCAAUCGUGACGUCCAAGAUUUAGACGCAUUUGGACUGGGCAAAUGUUGUGUGUUUCUCACUCAGACGCACCUAUUCAGUACAGAUUGAAGACAUUUGCUGGAUGUUUUAAAUUUCAGCUGGGUGUAAACCUUCAGUUGUAAUCAUGUUAUAAUUCAAGCGCUUUACAAAUAAAAGGCUGCGAACAAUCCAGGUGACAUGAAGUAAAUAAUAGCAUUAACAUGGCUCUUUUUGCCAUUAUCCCUAAAACUACGUAUGAAACCAGGAUUCCGAAAACAUAAACUCUCUGUGUUACACUACUGUAACAUAUAUUCAUUUACGGAGGAAAAUUUGACCUUACGCUGUAUACUGUGGCCUGAAUAAUCAAUAAACGGAUUGUCGACAGACUGCGCCCUAAAGGAAAAUCAGUAUAGUUUCAUAGGGCAAUUCAGAGCUUCUUAAAUCUAAUUUUUAGCUUCUUAAACCUAAUUUUAAUAUGUAAUCAGAGUACAAUUUAUUUUACACAAUACUGGUGUUGCAAGAGUCUCAUUGCUAUAAAUUUCUACCCUCUUAUAUCAUAAUAUUCUAUCUACUUAGAAAAGUAAACUCUGAUCAUUACUGUCAGUUUGUAUUAUCUUAUACUAUAGUAUUCUA